This is a messenger RNA of Echinococcus granulosus, 213 nucleotides long. RefSeq lists its product as hypothetical. The coding region runs from base 1 to 213 and encodes 70 amino acids. Lineage: Eukaryota; Metazoa; Platyhelminthes; Cestoda; Cyclophyllidea; Taeniidae. The record is from RefSeq and is a predicted model, not a curated record. The transcript has a single exon.
AUGGUGAUUGCAGAGCUGUUAGAAGCUGUUGUAUUUGAGAUGGAAUUCAAAUUUAAAAUUCCCAUUUCUUGGGAUUAUCAUGGCAUGAAUGUGGAGAUGUCGACAGAUAGUCGAAUACAGGUGAGGAUAUCUCAUAUGGCCCACGAACGAUUUGCAGGAUUGUCAUCAAAUGGUGCAAAAUUAGAUGGUAGUUUCGAUAUUUUUAAAGGCUGA